ACUACGAAUUCAACCGAAGCAGGCGGCAGUUGGUCGUUUCGCGGACAGGCGGUGCAAGGGCAGCCUCGGCGGCGGGGUCCUCGGUAACGCCUGCGCGGUGCGUCCUGUCGCUGAGGACCGGGGUGACCCUGAGGCUGACCAGUUGACAGACUAACGUGCGGGCCGAGCCGGCGCUGAGGCGAGCAGGGAAGCAAUGCUGAACAAGUUCCUGGGGCCACGCUACAAGGAGCUGGUCAAGUACUGGCUUCCCACAGCAGGCACAUGGGGUGCUGUUGGUGCCGUGGGGCUGGUUUGGGCCACUGACUGGCGUCUGAUUCUGGAUUGGGUACCAUACAUCAAUGGCAAAUUUAAGAAGGACAAUUAAGCUAUCUUUUCAAUCUUAUGGUCUAGGGAUGGAAGACUUCUUGGGGACUGCUCUUCUCGGGGAAUCCUGAUCGGACACAGAUGUGAAAUGCUCAGAAUGGACUCCAAGGACCUUGAUGUCUUUAAAUGAGCAACUUUGAUGUAUACUUGUAUUGGGAUAAUUAAACCUCCCUCUGAAACAUG
Molecule: messenger RNA, 546 nt
Organism: Dromiciops gliroides (monito del monte)
Lineage: Eukaryota; Metazoa; Chordata; Mammalia; Microbiotheria; Microbiotheriidae
Product: cytochrome b-c1 complex subunit 10
Exons: 3
Coding region: 194-364 (56 amino acids)
Biological process (GO): mitochondrial electron transport, ubiquinol to cytochrome c
Cellular component (GO): mitochondrial inner membrane
Source: RefSeq, a predicted model, not a curated record